GUGUGCUAUACCUGUUCCCUCCAGCACCAGCUCCUACCCGCAGAAAUGGUACUCCACUCCAAAAGCCGGGAAUGCCUGGCAGUGCCCAGUCAGGAGAGACUGCAGGUCAACAUUCUCAUCCUGGGUGCAGAGAGGGUUGGCAAGUCUGCCCUCACCGUCCGUUUCCUCACCCGGAGAUUCAUCGGGGAAUACGGCGAUAUCGAGACCAUUUACACUCACAACGUGACGAUCGACGGUGCGGAGACUUGCUUUCACAUUUGGGACUGUCUGAACCUCCAGCCGAGUGAGCAGCAGAUGCGCUGGGCCGAUGGGUUUGUCCUGGUCUACAGCAUCCUGGACCGGCAGAGCCUCGAGGUGGCGCGACAGCAGUUGGCGUGGCUCCGGGGCAGUGCCCGGGCCCCCGUGGUGCUGGUGGGCAACAAGAGGGACCUGUGCCACCGGCGAGAGGUACCAGUGGAGGAAGGGCACCUCCUGGCGCUGGGCAGCGGCUGCGCCUUCCUGGAAGUCUCAGCUGCCGAAGGCUACCAUGGGGUCCUGCUGGUCUUCCGCCAGCUGCUGGCCGCGGUGCAGGCGGCCAGAACGGUGCCCAAACGCGCAGCCCGGCUCCGGGGCAUCGUCAGGAGCGUCUCUGCCAUAUUCGGGAGCAAGAGGCGGGUGGACUAACGGAAGAAGAAGGAGCAUGGGGAGGCCACUCAGCCCACCUCUCCGCGAGACUAUCGCAUCUGUUUCUACCCUCCAUCCUCGUCAAUCCCCUCAAUGCCUUGGCCAAUAGGACGGUAAGAAAUUGGGACUGGAGGAAGCCACUCAGCCCACCUCUCUGUCAGACUAUCCCAUCUGUUUCUACCCUCCAUCCUCGUCAAUCCCCUCAACCCCUUGGCCAAUAGGACGGUAUGAAAUGGGGACAGGAGGAAGCCACUCAGCCCACCUGUCAGACUAUCCCAUCUGUUUCUACCCUCCAUCCUCGUCAAUCCCCUCAACCCCUUGGCCAAUAGGACAGUAAGAAAUGGGGACAGGAGGAGGCCACUCAGCCCGCCUCUCCGCCAGACUAUCCCAUCUGUUUCUGACUCCAUCCCCGACAAUCCCUCAACCCCUUGGCCAAUCAGAUGGCAAGAAAUGGCCACAGGAGGAGGCCAUUUGUCCGUCCUCGCUCAGGGCUGAUCUGACAUCCCCUCCCGCCCAAUUCCCUGCCCCUUCCCCCACCCCGGGUCGCUGUGAUUCGAUCCAAACACACGCUCAGGAACGGUUCGGAUUAGAUGGGCCGAGUGCCGGGAGAGGUGGAGGUGAGAGUGGACGGACACUUUGGUCGGCACGGACCCACUCGGACCGAAGGGCCUGUCUCCGUGCUGCCGGACUCCGUCUGCCUCAGGAAGGUUGAAGGAAUUCCGCAUUCUGAGAGAGGUAAUCCCGGAGACCGCACUCCCAGAGCCACCGCUCCCCGUCGAGAAUGGGACUGGGUCAGAUUGGGAUGGCACGGACGAGUUGGACCGAACGGCCAGUUUCCGCGCUGUACGACACACGACAUGACCGCCGAUCCUUGUGGAACUGAAAUGUGAAACUUCCGAACUCGGUUCCCCUCGCAACAAAAUUCUGUGAGCGUUCUGGCUCAGCCACUCAGAACGUGGCUUCCAAACACCAUUCGGCCUUCACCAACCUGCCGCCCAAGGUCAACAAGAUGGACACCUGAGGGACUAUCUGCCCCUUCAGGGGCGGCCGUACAUUGAACUCACUUUGGAGAAGUUAACCCCUUGAACAGCCGACGAAAUUGCGUUGUAGCAAUUGUUGUGGAUAUUGUAAAUGAUGUUCAUUUUGUUACCUGAUGUAAAUCUCUAUUUAAGACGGUAAUCGUUUGUACAGAUUUCUCACGGUGUCAAUGUGUUCUGUAAUUGGCCUGUAAUAA
Molecule: messenger RNA, 1897 nt
Organism: Hemiscyllium ocellatum (epaulette shark)
Lineage: Eukaryota; Metazoa; Chordata; Chondrichthyes; Orectolobiformes; Hemiscylliidae
Product: ras-related and estrogen-regulated growth inhibitor-like protein
Exons: 4
Coding region: 46-663 (205 amino acids)
Molecular function (GO): GTPase activity; GTP binding
Source: RefSeq, a predicted model, not a curated record